UGGAAAAUGCUAAAGGAAUGGAAAUGAAAAAGAAAAUGCAACCUGUUUUGACACCUCUAUUCCCGGUCUAUAGCUAAUGGAUUUUUCCAUGGAUUAAGGAUUACCUUACCAUUACCUUACCCAGAAUCCGAAAAGCAAGAAGGCAAAAACACUCACACACAACACAAUUUUUUACUCUUUAAACACCUGGCCGUCGAGCCCUAUUAUUUCCCGAUAAACGAACUUUUGAUUUGCAGUUUGCAGACCCAUUUCCGGAAGGAGUUCUCUCAACAGUCGGUCAAACAGUCGUAUUUAAUACCAUUCCAUUCCGCUUUGCUCGGACAAUUUAAGAAAUGUUCGCCUUCCAUAUCACUCAUCCAUAGAAACGCAACCAGAGAGAAAAACUAUGCCAUGCCAUGAGUAAAGUUUAUAGUAAAUAAAGUAUGAUUGUUUAUUGUCGAAUACUUGCCGUUGUCUUUGGUGGUUUAUAAAAGUUCAACACUCACUUUGCUGCUUGCCGUGUCUGUGUUUUGUGAUUAAGUUUUGGAGCUCUUAAGACGUUUUCUGUACUACUCUCUCGUUGAUGAUUUUGCUGAUGUGUCCUUCUGGGUGCUUUUGUGUGGUCAAUCAAUUACCAGCUGUGCCCAGGCUUUUGUUAAUUUUUGCACUCGUAUUUGAAGUAAACUUUUAGGAUUUUUACAUACACAAUUUGUAACUACUUUUAAACAAUUAUGAAGGCAGACGGAAAAAAUGUAUCGAGAAAGUUUAAGAAGAAAAACGCAAGUUUUCUGCGUUUAAAUGUCUCGUGUUGCCUGUCAACCGCACAUUUCGGCGGCAUUUAACCAAAGGAAGGAAGAUUUUCCACACCGAAACGCUGUCGCUUUGGAUAUCUGAACACCUGUGCUUCCCAUAUCCAUUGCCUCUUGGAAAAAUAUGACAAAAACAAUUGUAUACAACAAAAUAUGGAUUACAAAAUAUUAAUACAUUUUGAGAGACGUUUUUAUUAUGCACAGACUUCCGUUAUUCAUGAUGACAACGAUAUCGAUAAUGUGGUUCGUGGAUCAUGGUAAAGCCCAAAAUGAGGGAAGCCAAUGGGACCUUGAAGGGGAUACCAUUGAACCAACCUCCAAUCAAUCGGCACACAGCUUCAUGCAAAUACAGAAAAUACCCAAAAGAUAUCGUAACUUUUUGAAUUGGAGUAACGAAGUCCAGAAUAACAUAAAGACCUUUCCUGAAACGAGAAAUCCAUUUUAUAAUGAAGAGCAAAGGAUCAAACGACUUUGGGAUCCUGCCUACAAUGAAAGCCUUGAUUAUCGGGAAAAUCAAAAAGCAUUUUUCAAGAGGAGGAAACGGCAAGGAAAACGUAGAAAUAUUACGUAUCCCCUUGAACCUCAUAUGGAGUUCAAUCGUCUUCCGACUUAUGGUAAACGCUAUCACAUUAUCGUCAUGAUGCCCAGUCUAGGCGAUGAAAAAUUUAUAAUGACCUUGACGGCCGAUACGAAUGAUUAUCUGAUCGAUGAGAUAGUGACUGUACCCAACGGUAAGCCAAAUCCCUGGCGUUACACCAAAAAAUUGCCAUCGAUAUUGAGAAUGUAUGGCAUUCGUGUAACCAAACUGCCGUACAGAAGUGGCUACUACUAUCACACGCAUGCCAGUUACUUCAACUCGUAUCAACGCUACGUGUAUAUCAUCAUUAAGGCUUUUAAGAAUCGGGGAAAGAUUUUAGCACACAAAGCACGACGUGGUAUCAAAAUAUUAUUUCCAAAAUCCAUGAGCUGUAAUCCGAUGUUGACUCUGCCCUUCUGCAAGAAUCCCGAUGAACCUAUAGAUGUCUCACCCCGGAGUCAUUUGCAAUUCUUUGCCGAAUUAGGAGACGAAUGCGACAAUUUAGAAUACGAUCAUGUGGAUUGGAACUUUUAUGAUUUGAGGGAGACAUAUCUGGUUGGUCAUGCGGGUAUAUCCAAGGGCCUUGUGCUCAAGAUACCACCAUAUAAGGUAAAAUUUAAAUACAAUCCACGUUUGGUUCGUUUUUUAUUUCUCUUGCGUGUAAAUUCGAUUAUAAAUGGCAUAAAUUGUGUGGCCAGGUGUUACGUACGAAUGGUCGCACCUCAAGUGGAACCUAGAAUCCGGGGUAACAUGAAUCGAAAGGCCAACUUUGCGCGUGAGAUUGUGAUGGAUGCCAGCAGAAGUAGAGACAGAUCGAGGGCACGGACAGAAGAUUAUUCCAGGAUAUUCCUUUGGGGCUGUGUCAGCGUAGAUGAUCCGAAAAACAAGUACUGUCGUCCAAAAAUGAGUACUAAGGAAAAGAUAAGUUUACCACCAUAUUCAUUGAAACUCGGCAGUUUCUAUAACUACAGUUUGUCAAUGGUUUCGCGAAUGGAUUUCCGCGUACAUGUCACGGUAUAUCAAAUGCUUCAAGCUGUCAAGCAUCGUACCAUCACGGCACAUAUACUUUGCCAUCGAAAUUGCUUAAUGAAAACGUAUGCCCCCAUCGAUAGUUUCCACUUGUCGGGUGAAUGUGUUGAUUGUGAUUCAAAGAUUUAUCGCUAUAGAUGGUAUGUGACAGUGCAAGGAGGACAGCCAAAGAUAGAGUCCAAAUUUAAAAAUCUUGUAACGCAACAUACUGAGGCGGAGCUGCUGAUACGACUGGAGAUUAGACUAAAGGAUGGCCUCACGGGUGCGGCGAAUUUAAUAAUGAAACGAAACGAUGGACCACAGAAUGGAGAAUGCACGAUAUUUCCAGUUAAAGGAAUGGAGGCCCAUACAUACUUUUACGUGCCUUGCAAAGGCUUCGAAACGAAAUAUCCACCAUUACAAUUUAGGUAUACAGUCGCACUGAACGUCAUCGAUUCGAAUGUACCCUACCCACUGUACAAAUUGACACUACCGUCCACCAACGAGUUAAAUGUAUCUAUAUGCGAUUACCUUGACAUGUGCAUAGAUGUACAACUUAAGGUCACAGUGCUUAAAACCAAAAAAAUAGGUGAUUACAACGAAAACAAUACGCUAAAGCAUCUUUCGGAUGUGAAGAACUAUAUAAGAGAGGUGCCGUACUUGCUGUCGCGUGGUAGAUGGAACAAGGCCUAUGUCAAGACACUGGUGGCUAUUCAGAAGAUUGAAACAUCUGCCGAGGGCAUAGAGGUCUACGAAUACCUAGACAGGGGAACCAUAACAACGGGUGCACAGCUCGAACAGCUCUCAGUGUUGGCCUGUCAAGUUGUUGAACGUUUGAUGCCCAUGGACUAUAAAGAAGCAGCCAUGGUUGCUCAAAUAUUUACUCGAAUGAGCGUGGUGUUCGAGCAGAUAAUCCAAGACAUCGAAUGGCUACAUCGGGCAGCGUACAACGCGCUCACCGAGCACCACGUCUUUUUCGUGUCCACACUGGCCUUGCCAACAGAAAAGCAUCCACCUGCACAGUGCAAGACCCAAGAUGAAAUUUGCAAAAUGGGUCAGAAUUUGGGUGCAGAGAGAAAAUUUGAGAUGGAUGUGGAUCCGGCCACCCUGAUCCGCAUCAAUUGGUGGCUAUUGGAAACAUGGUAUCUGUAUAAAUGUGUAUACUAUCUGGGUGUUCUCGGCACCAAGCGACACCAUCCCUACGAUAGAGCGUUAUCAAUGUUCCAGGGCGGCAUUUCAUAUCAAAUGAAUGUAACAGAAGUAACAGAACCUAUCGAAAAUAUUACUGUAAAUACCGUUGAUGAUAUGUUCCAUGUUCACAUCUCGGCGGGGCUCCUUGGGGAGCUGCGGGACCUACUGGCUGAUCCCGCAGUGCUCUUUCAGAUCAUUUCGCAGCAGAACUUUCACAACAUGUACUGGUGGUAUCCGGAGCCAUUGCCGUCGGAGACAAAUGUACUCAUUGUUCAUGCGUACAGUCCCAAAAAGAACUACCCUAUGGCGGCGCGUUUACCGCUUAAAAAUCCGUUGAAUUAUCACUUGAACAUAUCCAAAUUCAGUGCGAAUCCAGAAUUUGUCAAGUGGAUGACCAACAGCACCAUUGAGAGCCACUCUCACAUACAUGUUUAUAAGAUACCCUUGAGAUCGAAAAGUGUGUUGGCUGUGCGCAUCGGUCAUGUCACAGAGGAAAUACUUAUUUUCAUGAGUUUGAACCAAAAACCAAAAAUGCACGAAAUCAGGGAAAAAGCUUGUCACAUAACGCCAAACAUGAAGGGAAAACGCAUUUGGAUGACGAACAACUGCCCUGGCACUUCCAUUGCCUAUGUGGGUGUACUCAGUAGAGAGCAUAAGUUCGAAGAUGAUCAAAAUGAUAAUAGACCACGCAAGCCGAGUAAAGUAAAAAACUUAAUUGAAAAUGGUCUCAAUUACUCGAUUCUCCUUGAGUCAUAUCUGUGUACAUUUUGGUUGAAUCGCUCGUUGAACCCCGGUUGGAGUAAAAAAUAUUGCACAACAAAAUUGGAAAACAGGGAUGAUAUUUUUGUCGGAUGCACCUGCACCAUCUUGGGAUCGCUAGCCGCUCGCAUAUUUCCCGUAGCCGCCGAACGACAUAUUACGGUGUUCGUCUUUCCCAUACUGGAGACAAAUUGGUAUAUGUUUGCCUUGUUUGCGAUGUUGCUCCUACUGCUUUUGGUGGUACUUUUAACGUAUAUCGGUCGGAUGGUCGCCCAUCAGCAUCGGCGUGUCCAGCAGUGCAGAAAAAAGCAUGUGCGGUUCAGGGAGGACAUGAAGUUCGAUUCGGAAAAGGCCAUUCUUGUACUGAUCAAAACUGGCGGUCAUGAGUUUGCUGGGACCACUUCCAACAUCAAAUUGUACUUCAAAUCUAACAAGUCCAGUCAGUCCUCGUACAUCGUAUCACAGGAUCCAGCACGACCGCGUCUCCUACGGAAUAGCAUCAAUAAAAUAAAUCUGCCUGCCGGUAGCGUUCAAAUACCCACCCGCCUGGCCUUUGGCAUCGAUCGGAAUGGACGGUAUCCGAGAUGGUAUUGCCGGUCGGUGAGUGUUGUCGAUUUGGAGAAUGAUAUGGAGCAACUUUUUAUAGUCGAGAGAUGGAUCGAGGAGGGGUACACGCCCUUCAUUCAUUCCCCCUACUUCACACACUCGUCAAAUGCAAGGCCCGUGCAGUCCUGGACGCGACGUUUCCGGAAUAGUUUCGAGCAGCGUUUCAACAAUUGGUUUUUGAUCAGCCCCAUGACGGGGCCGUGGCUAAGCCGCAAUACGCUCUAUACGAUGACACGCUUUGAACGCUCUUGCGUUUGGAUUUGUAAUGUCAGUCUAACGAUUCUCUUGGUCAGCCUUUACUUUGGACCCUCUCCGUAUGAGCCGAUCACCGAGGAGUCCUUCAAAGAUGAUAAGACUAGUCUAAAAAUGAAGGAAGUUCUCAUUCUAGGGGUAUACUCUGCGGUUAUUGGAAUUAGUGUGCUUUUGUUCUUUGAAUUUGCGAUCAUGCGUUGUCUCUGGCGUCGUCAUUGAAAUGGAAAAUGCUAAAGAAAAUGGGAAUGAAAAUGCCACCUGUUUUGGGUAUUCCUCUGUUCCCGGUAUACGGUUAAUGGAUUUUUCCAUGGCUAAUUACCAUUACUUUAGCCAGCAGCCGGACAGUGCGGGAACAACCAAAGCAAACACAGAAAAAAAAUGUCCUUUUGGCUUAGGUGUGGUAUGCAAAUGGAAUUUCAUAGUCACACCAUUAACACCUUUUUUUUGCGCACUCCUUUCGGUCCUCCUUCUUGUGGUCCUCUGUUCCAUUUUGUAUGUGUCCUUUUUCUUCAGCGCAUAUUUUAUGUGACGCUAAAAAUAAAAAUGAAUUUAAUUAAAUGCCUUACCAAAUGCGCGCGAAAA
Messenger RNA from Drosophila miranda, 5763 nucleotides. RefSeq lists its product as uncharacterized. The coding region runs from base 985 to 5400 and encodes 1471 amino acids. The transcript has 6 exons. Gene Ontology annotation, molecular function: protein binding. Lineage: Eukaryota; Metazoa; Arthropoda; Insecta; Diptera; Drosophilidae. The record is from RefSeq and is a predicted model, not a curated record.